GUACUUAAUAGGUUUCUUGUAUGAUAUGUACUAUAAGAAUCUCAUGGCCUGAUUGAUACAUUUUUGCACUUAUCCACUAUGAUGUGAAUUAUUCAAGUUGGAUUUGAGUGUAAAGUGUGUAUAUAUAGUUGAGGUCUUCAAUCUAUUACAAUGUUCCAACAGAUUGGAUCCACAGUGGGUUCUUGGACUCACAAGAAGAUCGUCGAUCCUCUUCUCCAAAUCCUCCGCAGGGGUGCAGAGCCAAAACAAUUGGCAUUCUCUGGGGCUCUUGGUGCUACAUUGGGUCUCUUUCCCAUCUGUGGGGUUGCUGUGUUUCUAUGUGGCGUAGCUAUUGCAGUACUUGGAUCCUUGUGUCAUGCACCAACUGUGUUGUUGGUCAACUUCAUUGUAACUCCCAUUGAGCUCAGUUUGGUGAUUCCUUUCCUACGUUUAGGUGAAUAUGUGAGUGGUGGACCUCAUUUUGCUUUGACCUCAGAUGCAUUAAAGAAGGUUUUCACUGGUAAAGCUUCGUGGGAAGUCUUGAUGAGCAUUUACCAUGCGUUGUUGGGCUGGCUUGUUGCUGUACCAUUCAUCCUGGCAGGGGUUUAUAUACUAUUUUUGCCAUGUUUUACAAUCUUGGUUCGUAAAUUCAGUAGCCUUCCGCCAAGCAAAAUCACAAGUGUUCCUUCAAGCCCCAAGAGAGCUGUUCCUCCAAGCCCAAGAAAAGUUGUUCAACCCCUUACAGAAGUCAGGGUUAAAGUGAGGGAUGUUUAAUGGACAUAGAAAUCAGUUUAUUCUUAAAUGGUAAAUGAAACUUCAACGAUUCCAGCAUUUCUGUACAUGUAUCAAGUUCAGAGAAAUUGACAGUGCAAACUGCUGCAAGUUAUAUCAAAAUUAUGUUUCUCUUAUACAAUUACCCUUCUACAGCAGGCAUGUAUUUUCUUUGAAUUUGGCAAUAUAUUUGACAAGCAUUUCUUGUCGUCGGUACAAUUUG
This is a messenger RNA of Solanum stenotomum, 973 nucleotides long. RefSeq lists its product as uncharacterized. The record is from RefSeq and is a predicted model, not a curated record. The coding region runs from base 151 to 753 and encodes 200 amino acids. Gene Ontology annotation, cellular component: intracellular membrane-bounded organelle. Lineage: Eukaryota; Viridiplantae; Streptophyta; Magnoliopsida; Solanales; Solanaceae. The transcript has 5 exons.